AUCAUAUCACUAAUACCAAGUGAACACACAUGGACUUGAUUAGAUUAAUCCGCAUGUUACCUCUAUACGCAUUGCAUCAACCGUACCUAGCCUGGAUUGCUCCGGGGAUCCCAUUCUCGAAGGCAUCGCCAUGGAGGGGUCGGUGAAGUGCGACGCCAACUACACGCCCCUCACGCCGCUGAGCUUCCUGGAGCGCGCCGCGCUCGUGUACGGGGCGCGCACGGCCGUCGUAUUCGGCGAGAAGGAGUACUCGUGGCGCGACACGAGGGAGCGGUGCCUCGCCGGGGCGUCCGCGCUCGCGCGCCUCGGCGUCGGCCGCCGGGAUGUGGUGGCGGUGCUGGCCGCGAACACGCCGGCCAUGUACGAGCUGCACUUCAGCGUGCCGAUGACUGGCGGUGUGCUGUGCACGCUCAACACCCGGCACGACGCGGCCAUGGUGUCCGUCCUCCUGAACCACUCGGAGGCCAGAGUCUUCCUCGUCGAGUCGCAGUUCCUCGGCGUCGCACGCGACGCCCUGGCGCUCCUCGCUGACGCCGGAGGCAGCCUGCCUCUCCUCGUCACGAUCGCCGACGGCGACGGCAUCAGUAGCGAUGGCGUGCCGGAGUACGAGGCCCUGCUGAGGAGCGCGCCGCGCGGCUUCGAGAUC
This is a messenger RNA of Triticum urartu, 646 nucleotides long. RefSeq names its product butanoate--CoA ligase AAE1-like. The record is from RefSeq and is a predicted model, not a curated record. Lineage: Eukaryota; Viridiplantae; Streptophyta; Magnoliopsida; Poales; Poaceae.